This is a messenger RNA of Saccostrea cuccullata (small rock oyster), 1230 nucleotides long. Its product is annotated as coiled-coil domain-containing protein 13-like. The transcript is spliced from 8 exons. The record is from RefSeq and is a predicted model, not a curated record. Gene Ontology annotation, cellular component: centriolar satellite. Gene Ontology annotation, biological process: non-motile cilium assembly; cytoplasmic microtubule organization. The annotation marks the transcript as partial. Lineage: Eukaryota; Metazoa; Mollusca; Bivalvia; Ostreida; Ostreidae.
CUCUGAUCGGAUGUGUUGCUUACAGAAAUAGUGUGCUAGCCAAUCAAAACAAGGGCUUAAAAGAGCAGAUGAAGACACUGUUGGAUAAAGGUCACCAUGAUGAUGAGCUUAUUCAAGCUUUAAUGAAACAACAGAGUCACCUACAGCAAUUAUUGGAGCAGACUGCUAAUCAGCAAAAGGAAACCUCUCAGAAGUCACAGAACGAAAUCAAACAAAUGUCCAUGAAAACCCAGCAGGACAGCAAUGUGGUGGAACAACUCAAAGCCAUUGUAGCUGAAAAAGAGGCCAAGGUUCACAGGCUGGAAGAUGAGAUACAGCAACUAAAGCUCAAUCAUCUACAGAGAGCUCAGAUGGAGUCGGCAAAUAUGCUUUUCCAGCCAGCGGGACAGAGACCGCCCUCCUCAGCUCAGGUGACCCAGAGGGAUUCCAGACCCGGGACAGCUGAAAAUGGGGACAUCCAGCUGGACUUCCAGUUAGAUUCACACACUCCAGCAAGUUCCAGAAUGAGUGAUAAACCUCCAAUAAUAAACAGUGCACUGGACCGGUGUCCCUCUGUCGCCAGUACAGUAGACACAGCACGUGCACCGUCCAGAAAGACAGACAACCAAACAGCAGAGGUGACCAGGAGUGCCCCGAGGAAAGGAGCCGUACGGACACCCUCAUUUCACAUGAGUAAUACUGACAAACAAGCCAUGGCUGAACUCCAGGCCCAGUGUCAGGAAUACAAGACUGUGUAUCAGGUGGCUCAGGUGGAAAGAGACAAACUGUCUGAACUAGUCCAAGUUUUAGAAAAGAGGAAUGAGGAGGCUUCCCAAAAAUAUUUAGAGUGUCAAAAUGAACUUGUCCAACAAAGACGCAAGAAUGCUCUGCUUGAAAAACAGGUCGGCAAAAGUAAAAUAGACCCAACCGGAGCAAAGGGGGGUAGUGCUGCAGUUGGGAAGAAGAAGGUGCUUGGAAACAGGGCCAGCAGUAUGACAAACGUGUCAGUGUCGGCCAGUUUUUCUGCAGGUCUGACAAACGAAGAGAAUGAAUUUGAAGAUUAUGAGGAAAUAAAAACAAAUCUGGAGAUUCAAAGAGAUGAAAAUGAGGCUCUGAAAGCAGCCUUACAAAGCACACUUAAGGCAAAGGAAGAGGACCUCCGAAUGUUUGGAGAAAUGAUGGAAGAAACUAAACAAGUGUUUCUACAGGCACUCAGACAGUACAAACAAAAUGCACAAGGAACAUAAUAUA